AUGGGGGGUCGCCGUUCUGCCUGGGUCCGGAACUGGGCAGUCUGGAAGUAUUUCCGAGACUACUUCCCCGUCACGCUGGUUAAAACGGCCGCGUUGGAUCCAUCCCAAAACUACCUGUUUGGUUUCCACCCUCACGGGGUCCUGGUUGUUGGGGCCUUCAGCAACUUCUGUACGGAGGCCACAGGCUUCUCUCGCCUCUUUCCGGGUCUCAAGCCACAUUUACUCAUGCUGCCGUGUUGGUUCCAAGUGCCUCUCUUCCGAGAUUACAUCAUGACCAGUGGUUUAGUCUCUUCUGACAAGGCUAGCGCUUCCUAUCUCUUGUCCCACCCCGAGGGUGGCCAGGUGGCUGUCCUGGCUGUGGGAGGUCCCCUGGAGGCUUUGGAGGCAAAGCCUGGAACAGUGAGUUUGCGACUCCGGAAUCAGAAAGGAUUCAUUAAAUUAUCACUGGAACACGGGGCCUGGCUGGUGCCGGUUUUCUCCUUUGGAGAGAAUGAGCUCUUCCGCCAGUAUCCCAACCCGCCAGGCUCCUGGGUGCGGAGGGUGCAGGAAGGUCUUCAGAGGAUACUGAGUGUGGCCCUGCCUCUCUUCCAUGGUCGCCUGGGUCUCCUGAUACCCUUCCGUGUGCCCAUCCACACUGUGGUGGGUGCCCCAAUUCCAGUCCAGCGAAGCCCGAGGCCCAGCCGGGAACAGGUGGACCAGUUGCACGCGUUGUAUAUAGAGCGGCUCACCCAACUGUUUGAGGAACACAAGACCCUAUAUGGUGUCCCUGCUGAUCAACACCUUGUUCUCACCUAG
This is a messenger RNA of Peromyscus eremicus (cactus mouse), 795 nucleotides long. Its product is annotated as 2-acylglycerol O-acyltransferase 2-B-like. NCBI's taxonomy places the organism in Eukaryota, Metazoa, Chordata, Mammalia, Rodentia, Cricetidae. Gene Ontology annotation, molecular function: diacylglycerol O-acyltransferase activity. Gene Ontology annotation, biological process: triglyceride biosynthetic process; diacylglycerol biosynthetic process. Gene Ontology annotation, cellular component: endoplasmic reticulum membrane. The record is from RefSeq and is a predicted model, not a curated record. The transcript is spliced from 5 exons. The coding region runs from base 1 to 795 and encodes 264 amino acids.